AUGGACGCGGUUCUAGGCCAAGUGGAAGGCGAAGGGGACAGCUCCGAUAACGACGACGCGUCUACCGAUGAAGAAGAUUAUACCGGAGAAAAAACCAUGCGCAAGCGAAUCUACCAAGGCGACUUGGUCCGCGCUGACAACGGUUUCUGGCUGACGCUGUUCAACGUCUACGAGACCAAAGCGCACGUCCCGGCGAAGAAAGUUGUGCGUCGCGUGCUGAUCCGACUUUCUCAAAACCCAACCAAAAAGGGGAAACUCACUAGCGGGCUUGACAUUGAAGUGCGAACCAUGAAAACUCGUUUCCAGGGCGGCAAGCGCACGAACGCAAGGCGCCACGUUGGCUUGCAAGAGCACUUGGAAGAGGUCGCGCCCAACCCUGAACUUCGGCAAAAAAUCGCGGACGCGAUGCGUGCGGAGAAACUGCGGGACUUUGCAAGUAG
Molecule: messenger RNA, 440 nt
Organism: Amoebophrya sp. A120
Lineage: Eukaryota; Dinophyceae; Syndiniales; Amoebophryaceae
Source: the annotation of a GenBank genome assembly